AUGUCUAGUCAACCUUGCCCAAGUUUACGGCCACCCAUCUCCCUAAGAUUAGGCUCAAAAUUCCUAGUAGUUGCAUCUUCCCCAGCAACUCCUAGAGAAAUUUUGAAGACAAAUGAUCGGGAUUUAUCCGGUAGAUUUAAUUUGCGUUUAUCCAAUGUGAUUCCAGGCAUUAAAAGUUCAAUAAUUGUACCAUUGAAUGAAUGUAACCAAAGAUGGAGAUUUUUACGUAGUGCUACACAUACUGAGCUUUUCUCAAGUCGAGCUUUAGAGCCACAUUUGAAGUUGACAGCUGAGAAGGUCCAAGAAAUGCUAGAUUUUUUGGGCUCAAAUGGAGGUGAAGUAGUGGCUAUUGUGGACAUAUUUUACGCCACAAUUGUCAAUAUUUUGACAUAUACCAUGAUGUCCAAAGAUAUAGUCAACCUCAAGAAUAAUGUGGGUGAGUUGAGGAAAUUUUCCAGGAGUCUAAUUGAGUUUGCUGUGCCUGGUAUGGCUGACAUAUUUCCUUUGCUUGGUGCUUUGGAUUUUCGAGCUAAGCAAAAGGCAAAGGAUUAUAAGGAAAGAACUAGAGCUCUGUGGGCGGAUAUUGUUAGCGAGAGAAGAAGGAGACAUGAUUCUGGUACAUCAGGAGCAGAUUUUCUAGAUGAGUUGUUUGUCACGUCUGAUUCGGUUAGCACAGCACUUGGAUGGGCAGUAGCAGAGCUCACCAAAAACCAAAAUGCGUUCUCAAAAGUUCGUGAUGAAAUCACAAUUACCAUUGGAGGAACAGACUUAUUAAGUGAGAGUCAACUGGCCAAGCUUCCAUAUUUACAAUCUUGUAUAAAAGAAACUCUGAGAUUGCACCCUCCAAGCCCACUUCUCGAGCCUCAUUGCGCAUUGCAAUCCUGCAAAGUGAUGAACUAUGAUGUUCCAACGAACAGCUUGGCGGUUGUAAAUGCAUAUGCUAUCGGACGAGAUCCCAAGACUUGGGAAGACCCUUUAAGCAUUCGAACCGGAACGUUUUCUCGGCAAGAAUCUGGAUCUCAAGGGAACUCACUACGAACUUUUGCCAUUUGGUGCGGGUAG
Molecule: messenger RNA, 1062 nt
Organism: Coffea eugenioides
Lineage: Eukaryota; Viridiplantae; Streptophyta; Magnoliopsida; Gentianales; Rubiaceae
Product: probable (S)-N-methylcoclaurine 3'-hydroxylase isozyme 2
Exons: 2
Coding region: 1-1062 (353 amino acids)
Molecular function (GO): monooxygenase activity; heme binding; oxidoreductase activity, acting on paired donors, with incorporation or reduction of molecular oxygen
Source: RefSeq, a predicted model, not a curated record